Messenger RNA from Leishmania major strain Friedlin, 3120 nucleotides. RefSeq lists its product as hypothetical. The transcript has a single exon. The record is from RefSeq and is a predicted model, not a curated record. NCBI's taxonomy places the organism in Eukaryota, Euglenozoa, Kinetoplastea, Trypanosomatida, Trypanosomatidae. Gene Ontology annotation, molecular function: kinase activity; ATP binding. The coding region runs from base 1 to 3120 and encodes 1039 amino acids.
AUGAUGCAAUCGCCACCUCCUUACGUACCUUUUGUCGAGUACGUCCUCAAGGCAAUCGAGCAUCCGCCGUACAUGUACGUGGCGAAGCUUGCUGCGUGCUGUACGAUGCUCUUCCUUACACGUGAAAACCCCGAACUGCUGCAGGAGCUGUGCCACAAGUGGGCGGCUCGCUUUGCGCAAGACCGGCUCCGUCUCAUCCGGCAUAUUCGCAAGCGUGCUUCCUACUGCAUCGACUCCCCUGAUCCCACCUCAUACGUCGGUCGCGAUGAGAAAGACUCUAGCGAGGACACUUCUGACGACGGAUGUGCGGCGCACUCAUCUGAGGAUCACACUGACAAGCGUAAUGUGGCGGCCGGAAUGUCCUGCUGCGACCCGGACAAGUCGGUGGAGCACCUGCUGUCCAUUCUCAACACACUCGUACCCAUGUACUUCUCGUGGAACUGGCACCGAGCCGACUACGUGAUUCAGAUCAACAAGGAGUACGAGGUGUAUGUGCGGGAGUACGUACUGCCUAUGUGCGCCGAUCUUGCCCCCAAUGAGGGUGCCGAUGACGUGGUGCACACGCCUUGGCUGCUCCCUCCGCACACCUACCUCGAGCCAACCGAGAGUCUGUUGUCCUUGGACACAUUUGCGUCAACGGUGGCGCCGCGCCCUUGCGUAGGCUCGCCGCAUCGUCCGAGCUGCGUUGCUAGCACCUCCGUGAGUGGGGCAGCGCCCAACAGGCAGGACAUUGUCUCCGCUAGUGGCCCGCCAAUAGCUGGCAAUGCGAAGAUGGACGGGCUCGAUUUUCCCAGUCGGCAGCAGCAGUUCACUUUCAGAUCGGUUAGCAAGAGGAAGCCACUCGACGCCAUUGCGACCGCUCCCCUCCCAAAGCUCUCGCCGACGUUUGGCAACACGUUGACCGGCGACGCAGCGUCCACCUCGUCCCCAAGCAUGGGGCCGGUCAGUGCACAUGCCUGCAACACCGCCACAAGCAAUGGCUUUACCCAUACUAUGUCACCAAACGUCAUGUCUGCCCGUGCCUUCAACGCCGCGGCCGUGUCCGGGCUGCACUUUUUGACGCUCAGCAACUACUGCGAAGCACUGCAGCGCAACACAACGGGUCUUGUGAUCGUCUUUCACGCCAAGUACUCGGCCAAGAGCAACGAAGUGAUUGACAUGUUCCAGAAGAUCACAGCGAAGCGGGUGCUUGAUCCGAUGCCGACCAUAGCCGUCGUCUAUGCCGUAGCAGAGCCAGAGCUGUCAAGCCUGUACAAGGUCAGCUGGUUCCCAACCAUUGUGUACAUUCCUCCCAUUCUGCACCAAAAGCACCGCCACCAUUAUCCAAACGCCGGUGCGCACACUCGCACUGACCACGCCGAGGACGAAAACAAGUACAACGCCGAUACCGACCGGAAACAAGACGCCGAUGCGGGCACCUCCACAGCCGACUCAACAUCCUUGUCGACUUCAUGGGUACCAAAGGCCCUGGCGAAGGCCUCAGCGCGUUCCACACAGGCGCGAUCGGCGCCGUUUCGCUGCGGCCCUUCUCCCGUUGUUGAUGCAGAGCCCCCGGCCCUGCCUCACAACGAAGAAGAGCCUUCGCAUCGCACAACCGGUGGCAGCGGCAAUGCAUCACAAGGGACGUCUGCCACGCCGGGCACUAACCAAGUUGCUAGAGCGCCGCAAAACACUAGUAUGAGCCCGCGCCCCAGCACACCGACACGGGGCCGAGGUAAAGCGUACAAGAUCGUCGGCGACCUGCACGCCGCGUCAGGGAGACAUACGAGCGCGUUGCCCAGCAGUCAGCCAGAUGCACCUUCACUGCUGGCGCAAUGGCCUGACAAAUGGACCGCAGCUUCACCGCGGACGCCGACGGAGAUCCUCUUCAGUACCUCCGUGGGGGAAAGCGCUCGAAACGAGUUCGUGACCACGCCGCCGCAGUUUAGCAGCAGCAGCACCACCACCAGAGCGAACUCCAGCGCCCAAGGCGGCAGCGUGGAGGAUAGGGUGCAGCCGCUGGCCGAGGACAGCGGAGGGGCGGCGGGUGACUUUCUCGAGGACAUCGUGAGCGGCGGGGACUAUGUUAUCUACCCCUUAGAUGGCGUGCAGACCGUUCCUGCGCUUGUAGAAUGGAUUAGCUCUCGCGGGGCAAGUGUCCCACGUCUGCGGAAGAUGAAGGAAUUCUUUACUUGCAUCAAAACCAUUCGUCAAGAGGAGAAGUUCAAGCGUUACAGAGAGCUCUACUCGGCAGUGGUGACGCUUCGUCGCUUGCAAGGCAUCAAGGAGGACCUGAGUGUUACCGGGAGCGGCGGAACUGGUGGCACACCAACACCUCUCCCGUCGACACCAUCUCAUCAGCAGCCGCCGGAUCAGCCUCUCUUCAUUUUUCUGGGCGGCGGUAUGGCCGCAGGCAAGACGACAGCGGUGGCGGCUCUCGCCAAAAGCAGCUGGUGGGAAAGUCACAAAGAGCAGAGCGUUGUCGUGAAUGCCGAUGAGUUCAAGCUGCCACUAGAGUGCGAGAUGUCGUCGUCGGAGGCGCACACGCACAGCACUCGUGCUGCCGAGAACCUCCUUGUGAAGGCGAUCAACCAAGGCCGCAGCAUCGUCCUGGACGGCACUAUGAUGUGGAAGCCAUUUGUGCAGCAGGUGGUCGCCAUGGUGCGCGAUGCCCACCUCACACUCUUUAAACAAGGUCCAGGCUACAUCGACAAGACGCAGAUGGAAAAGUACUUCGUCGCCGAAAAAGCUCGCCAACCCGCCCUGCCGAUGCCGUACAAAAUUCUUUUCCUCGGUAUCACCGUAGAGGUAGAGACAGCCGUUCCGCGCGGAUUUCUGCGCAAGUUUCAAACCAAUCGCGGUGUCCCCAUCUCGGUUCAGCUGCGCUCCUUUAAGCUCUUUGCGGAGAACUUUACGGAUUACGUUAGUUUGGUAGACGAGACAACCCUCUUCAACAACAAUGUCUUUGUGAAGCUGGAAAAGGGUGAGUUGCCUCCGGUGCUUGCCGAGUGUAGCAGCAAAACAAACGGCAAGCUCGUCGUACACGACGACGCAGCAUUUCAGCAGUUUUUGCGGCAGCAGCAGAUCAACGACGACGCCGAUAACGUGCUCGAAUUGUACCCCACGACUCCCGGAGAGUAG